GUGCGAGUGUGUGUUGAACUGAGCGGAGGUGAAGAAGAGGAGGAUGAAGCUGGGAGCGGAGGAUGGGAGGAAGAGUGGAGUAAGAGACAGGCUAGCUGUGUGUGAAUGAGUGAGUGAGGGAGGAAGAGGAGAGGAAGGUCGUCCGAGGGACCGAAAACAAAGACUUAAAUUUUUGGGGGCUAACCUCCGGAGCAUUACUAACGGAAACUUUCAACUUUUUGCCCGCCACAGCUCGGCUUGUUGUGCCCGGAGCCGGCUUUGUUUCGCGGCGGGGGUGUCUACGAUAAAUGAAGGAAUAAAAUAGAUCCCAUCGACCUUUUUCUACCCAAGCGGGGAAUACCCUGGGACAGCUUUUGAUAAAGAUUACGAGAGAAUGGCGGCCAACAUGUACCGAGUGGGAGAUUAUGUGUACUUUGAGAACUCCUCCAGCAACCCUUACCUGAUCCGCAGAAUAGAAGAACUCAACAAGACAGCCAAUGGGAAUGUGGAGGCGAAGGUGGUGUGUCUGUUCAGGAGGCGAGACAUCUCAGGCAACCUCAACACCCUGGCUGACAGCAAUGCAAGAGAAUUUGAGGAGGAGUCAAAGCAACCGACACUGUCUGAACAACACAAACACCAGCUCAAACACAGAGAACUCUUCCUGUCUCGACAGUUUGAAUCUCUACCUGCUACUCACAUACGGGGUAAAUGUAACGUCACCCUCCUCAAUGAAACAGACGUCUUGGCCACCUACCUGGAUAAAGAGGACUGUUUCUUCUACUCGUUGGUUUUCGACCCAGUCCAGAAGACCCUGCUGGCGGACCAGGGCGAGAUCCGGGUGGGCUCUAAGUACCAAGCAGAGAUCCCUGACAAGCUAGCUGAGGGUGAAUCAGACGGCCGGGUCCAGGAGAAGCUGGAGACCAAGGUGUGGGACCCCAGCAACCACCUCAAAGACCCUCAGAUCGACCAGUUCCUGGUGGUGGCAAGAGCUGUGGGGACAUUCGCCCGGGCCCUGGACUGCAGCAGCUCCAUCCGCCAACCCAGCCUACAUAUGAGUGCAGCUGCAGCCUCUAGAGACAUCACACUGUUCCAUGCUAUGGACACGUUGCAGAAGAACAACUAUGACCUGGCCAAAGCCAUGUCCACCCUGGUUCCUCAGGGGGGUCCGGUGCUCUGCCGCGAUGAGAUGGAGGAGUGGAGCGCCUCAGAGGCCAUGCUGUUUGAGGAGGCUCUGGAGAAAUACGGCAAAGACUUCAACGACAUCCGCCAGGACUUUCUGCCCUGGAAGUCUCUAGCCAGUGUGGUCCAGUUCUACUACAUGUGGAAGACUACUGACCGCUACAUCCAACAGAAGCGACUAAAGGCAGCAGAGGCGGACAGCAAGCUGAAGCAGGUGUACAUCCCCACCUACACCAAACCCAACCCAAACCAGAUCAUGGUGCCAGGCAGCAAGCCUGGCAUGAACGGGGCAGCAGGCUUUCAGAAAGGACUCAGCUGUGAGAGCUGCCACACGGCCCAGUCGCCUCAGUGGUAUGCCUGGGGGCCUCCCAACAUGCAGUGCAGGCUGUGCGCCUCCUGCUGGAUCUACUGGAAGAAGUAUGGAGGCCUGAAGACCCCCACACAGCUAGAGGGCGCUGCAAGAGCUGGCUCUGAGGCAGGCCCCCGCGGUCACAUGACACGCCAGGAGGUCCAGGGUAUGUCGCCAUUCACCCGCAACGAGGGUCGAGCCAAGCUGCUGGCCAAGAACCGGCAGACAUUCAUCCUGCAGACCACCAAGCUGACCCGCGUAGCUCGGCGGGUUUGUGAGGACAUCCUGCAGCCUCGCCGUGCCGCACGGCGGCCCUACGCCUCCAUCAAUGCCAACGCUGUCAAGGCUGAGUGUAUCAUCAGGCUGCCCAAAGCCACAAAAACACCCAUAAAGAGCAAGUUGGUGCCUCGACAGUCAUUGGCCACCAUAGUGAAGGAUUUAGCCAUCUCAGCUCCUCUGAAACUGAAGGCUUCGAGAGGACCCCCGACACCCAUCAACAGGAAUCAGGCCAGCCAGCCCCGUGUGGGCCAAAGCCUGCUGGGAAAAAGAGUUUUUGACAGCGCUGCAGGGGUGCCCUACCCAGCCAAUGGGAGGCCGUAUACUUCAGGUAUGAGGACCACCUCUCAGUCGGUCAUCAAGCGUCAGAAGGUCAGCCAGGGAGAAGCACCCAACCCUGUGGUGUUUGUGGCUACAAAGGACACCAGGGCUCUGAGGAAACAUCUGACCCAGUCAGAGAUGCGUCGGGCAGCGAGGAAACCUCAUCUCCUCGUCCGGAUCAAGCUGCCACCGCCCCCCCGCUCGCUGGCCAUGCCCCUGCUUCCUUCCAGCACCAGCGAACCAAUCGUCCUGGAGGACUGAAGGGGAGGGACUGGGGGGUCUUUUAACGGGACAUGGGGGUUGGGUGGGAGUUGGGGAGGGUCUGUGCUUGGGCCGUCACCUAACAGGCAGCACAGUACGCCAUACCAGUAGUCUUUUAUUUUCCCUCUUUUCAGCGUCAUUUUUCUUUAGUCCUCUGUUGCUUCCCAAAAGUUGUCCAACUCACACACACACACACACACACACACACACACACACAAGCACUUAGAUGACUGUACAUUUCUAUCAUAUUGAACACACACUGGCACUCACACAACAGUGUUGGGCUUUGUAGUAUUUUAUUCCAGAUCCUGAAUUAUUUUGCUCCCCUUUUCAAUACCACCUGUGUUUAAAUGUGUAAUUUAAAUCAAGAUAUCUCUCAUCCUGAAACAAUGGUGAUAAAGCACACUUUGUUUUUCCUCUACGUCUCAGUUUUGUGUAAAUAUAUACAUCAUUAAAGGGGUGAGACCCACAGUAUGUGAGGUGAAUGGUGGUAGAGAGAUGGAAAUGGGAGACUCUGGGACAGCUGUAGCAGGCUGAAGGAAGAUUUCACUCAUACACUCUUCUAUUGAGAAAUGUCCUCAGUCAGUGUGAACACCGUGUUUAAUCCACCUACAUCCCUUUUACUUUUCUCUCCGAGUCUGUAACUUGUCAGCUUUUUCUGUCUUCGGUCAGGAGCCAAACACAAGCCGGUUGGAGUGUUUAAUAAAUUCUGACAGGCCCUAGAGGUUCACCCAAUCUGUACCGCUUAUUAUUUUACAUACUAUGGACGUCCACCAGUGUCAAAAAUAUUUGGUGAGCACAAAACAACUUGAGCAGUGUGAAAGUCCAGGUUUUAAAGUGUGCAGAGACAGGUGUGCAAGUACAGAACAAAGCUGUAGACAAAAGUGAAGAUGGAAUGUAGAGUGUAAUUUAAUGUUUUGAGUUGGCAAAGGAUUGUACUAUAUUUAAACAAGCAGUAGGGCUUUGUUUGCCCAUUAGUGUCACACAGUCAUUAGACACUAAAAGUGACACCCUGUUACACCAUGCCUUCUUAGAAAUAAUUUCAGUUUCCUUUUAUUGUCAUUUUAUUUAUUAAAAAUGCCCAUCGCAGUUCAAGCCCAAGGGGGACUUCUUCAAUUGCUUGUUUUGACCAGCCGAUAGUCCAAAACGCAGAUCAGUUUACUAUGACUUAAAUAAUUUAAAUGAGUAAUCAGUCCUCAAAACUGUUUAAGUCAGCUGAAGUAAAUAUGGGCAUAACAGCUACACGGGUUAUAUUAAGUUGUUUAACUUUUCUCUUGCUUUCAGAAUCUACCCAAACGUGUAAAUUAGAGUAAAUUUAAAACUGAGUGUGCACAAAUUCAGGAUUUUGGUGUCUUUACUGAUCCCGGUCUGUCUACUUCUAACUAAUCCUGGCAACCUUAAAUAGUUGAUACAAUUCAGAAUCUACCCAGACAGGUGGAACACACCUUAUCUGACAUACUUAUCUUGACAUAACUGCUUACAUUUGUUUUAUGCUCACUUGAUAAUUUUGUUACUAAUAACCCUCCAUAGAGCGAGCGAGAGUUGCUGUUGCAGUCAAGCCACAUUUGUCUUUUGUCUGCUGACAGUUGAUCACCAAGCAGUUUGAACAGGCAGUCUGGACUCAAGGGGGACAGGAUUAUUUCUCAAAGAAGUCUGGAGGUUUACAGUGUAGGAGGGAUCAUAUGGAGUAUUUGAGGAAAUUCAAAUAAUUGUGCUUACCAUGGAUUUACACAAGUUACUGUGUGACUUGCCAUGAUGAAAGAACACAUUUGGCUUUGAGGUACUGUUUUGAGUCUGCAAAUGUCCAAAAUAAAGCCAUAAUGUAAAAAAAAAAAUAGAAAAGGUUGACGUCCACUGUGAGUGGACACUUUAACCCUGAAGUAAGGGUAGACUAAAGCCUCAGCAUUUCUGACAAUGUAGAGUUUAGUUGGUUUGAAAUGAAACUGACGCAAUUAUGUUACUGGUCAGUUAAUAGUCUGUUAAUAAAGCAGCAAUAUGUAAAUGUACGAAAGACAAUUAGGGCCAAAAAAAAGUACUGAAAUUAAUGUUCAAAAUUGCAAAAUGACUUAAAUUAAAGUUGUAGUUUUCCUCCAAAUAUUGACUCAUUGUGAAACGUUUUCAUAUGGCCUUAAUCCUCUGUAAAUGUCUGAUGCAGAACAGAUGUGACGUUUAUGAUGAUUGGGUAUAACGAUGUGAAAGAAAUCUUCAGCUGUUUCAACUUUUGCUUUAUUUAAUUCCUCCUGUUUGUACCAUUAUGAAAGGGUGAGUACUAAAAGUAAGUUGUUAAUUGGAUAAUUAUAAUUCCUCUGUACCUUCAGCCUGUGAAACCCCACAGCAGCAAGUGACUACACUGGUUUUAUAAGCAAUUUGGUCCCAAUGUGGGCUUUGUAACAUUUCUCAAAAAAAGAAAUUGAAGUGUUGAGUUUGUAGCAAAUACUAAUCUGUGUAAAGAAAAGUGGAAAAGUGGCAUAUUUUAAGCUUUUAUUUUUUUCUUUUUUACAUCUAAAGUGUGUAAUUCUGCUCCAGUAUGGUGGAGAUGGCUCUAAUAGGCUACUGUACAUGUAUAACAUUGCUCUCCUUCAUAGGGUGGGUGGGCUGGUCAUUUGAACCAGGGGCGACAUUCAAAAGGGAUUGGGUGCUGAUUUUUGUAUGAUGGAGAGACAAACAUGCUACAAUUGAAACUUUUUCUCAAGUGUUUUUUAUUCCAAUGUCUCUGUAUCCUUUAAUGUAUCUUGAUAAGAAAAGAAAUAAAGAUUUUUCUUUCUUCGUGGUCAGUCAUA
Molecule: messenger RNA, 5145 nt
Organism: Micropterus salmoides (largemouth bass)
Lineage: Eukaryota; Metazoa; Chordata; Actinopteri; Centrarchiformes; Centrarchidae
Gene: mta2
Product: metastasis associated 1 family, member 2
Exons: 18
Coding region: 374-2365 (663 amino acids)
Biological process (GO): negative regulation of transcription by RNA polymerase II
Cellular component (GO): nucleoplasm; NuRD complex
Molecular function (GO): chromatin binding; transcription corepressor activity; histone deacetylase binding
Source: RefSeq, a predicted model, not a curated record